AUGGCGGCCAAAACGGCCGACGAGCUCUCGAAGCUCGCUUUGAACGGCACUGCCUCCACGAAGACCAACUCACAGACAAAUGGUACCAACGGCGUCAAUGGUCAUUUGUCGGAUCAGGACGACUCGGACGAUGACAAGGACGACGAUGCCGCCGCCACCGCCGGAGGUGCCAAUGGCAAUACAGCCAGCGGCGCCGCCAAGAAGAAGAAGAAGAAGAAGCCAAAGAAGAAGAAGGCCACUGCCAAAGUCCAAUCUGAUCCGCCUCGAGUACCCCUCAAAGAUCUCUUCCCUAACAACACAUACCCAGUCGGGCAGGAAGUUGAAUACAAAGAUCAUAAUGCAUACCGCACCACAAACGAGGAAAAGCGUCAUCUCGAUCGCAUGAACAACGAUUUCCUCCAGGAAUACCGCAAAGGUGCAGAAGUACACCGCCAAGUCCGGAAAUGGGCGAAGGCAAACAUCAAACCAGGAAUGUCCCUGACAGAGAUUGCGGAGGGGAUUGAAAACGGUACUCGCGCUUUGACCGAACACUGGGGACUGGAAGAGGGCGACAACAUCAAAGGUGGCGUAGGGUUUCCGACAGGAUUGAGCAUCAAUCACAUUGCGGCACACUACACUCCCAAUGCAGGAAAUAAAUGGAUUCUGGGGGAGCAGGACGUGAUGAAAGUCGAUUUUGGUGUUCAUGUCAAUGGCAGAAUCGUGGAUUCUGCUUUCACCGUGGCGUUUGAUCCCAAAUACGACAACCUUCUCGCUGCGGUCAAGGAUGCCACGAACACUGGUGUGCGGGAAGCUGGCAUCGAUGUACGUGUUGGUGACAUUGGUGGUGCAAUCCAGGAAGUCAUGGAAUCGUAUGAAGUCGAACUCGAUGGAAAAACGUACCCUGUCAAGUCUAUUCGAAAUCUGAACGGCCAUGACAUUGUCCAACACAGCAUCCACGGCGGCAAGUCCGUUCCCAUUGUCAAGAGCCAUGAUCAAACAAAGAUGGAGGAGGGCGAAAUCUUCGCGAUCGAAACUUUUGGAUCGACCGGGCGGGGAUAUGUGACUGAUGACCUGGAAGUCUCGCACUAUGCCCUCCGCUCUGAUGCGCCAAACGUGCCCUUGCGCGUACAAUCCGCAAGAAACUUGCUGAAUGUCAUCAAGAAGAAUUUUGGGACUAUCCCCUUCUGCCGACGAUACUUGGACAGACUAGGUCAGGAGAAGUAUUUACUCGGCCUCAAUAAUUUAGUCAGCUCGGGCAUUGUGGAAGCAUAUCCACCGCUAGUGGAUACCAAAGGCAGCUAUACCGCUCAAUUCGAGCACACCAUUCUGCUGAGGCCCACGGUUAAAGAGGUUGUUAGCCGAGGCGACGACUACUAG
Messenger RNA from Fonsecaea nubica, 1356 nucleotides. RefSeq names its product methionine aminopeptidase 2-2. The record is from RefSeq and is a predicted model, not a curated record. The transcript has a single exon. Gene Ontology annotation, molecular function: metalloaminopeptidase activity. Gene Ontology annotation, biological process: proteolysis. Lineage: Eukaryota; Fungi; Ascomycota; Eurotiomycetes; Chaetothyriales; Herpotrichiellaceae. Bases 1 to 1356 code for a protein of 451 amino acids.